UUUAAGCGGGCAGUUUCACUUUUUUAACGAUAUAUGGGUAAUCUGCUAAAUUGAGGGUUAAAUCUCGCUGACUUGGGGGGCGGUAAGUUUUUCGCCAGGUUUUGUCCCAGCAGACUUUAUCUCCGGUAAUUGUUUUUUUAAUUUUAUUGGCGGCCCGGAUUUAAUAAUGAUUAAAAAGAAUACGUCGCGCACCAACUAGAACAGUCUCUGGCCCGGUACUUGUUUACGGGAUUAUUCCGUAGUAAAAAGUAAAACACUGUGUCCCGUUUUGAAACAAAACGCAACGCAAUUUAUCUGGGGUUUUUGUAACGGGACUCGAGUACAGUUUGAUCCGGGUCGCGCAAUCGUCCGAACCCCUAGUCGAAAAUGUUUAGUGUCCGGGACGCGGAGGUUGGAGGCGUUGCGGCCUCCCCUAUUUCUUCCGAUUGUAAGUGGAGAGGGAGCCUUUUUUGUUAAAGCGAUGGAUAGGCUAAUAUUCACACGAGGUUUGCGACUGUCGCUCGCUGUGCUAGUUAAAAGGCGAUGUGUUUCAUGCGCUUAUAAUUUGUGAGAAUUAAAUUAGACAAUGAGUGUUUGUGUUGAGUGGUAAGUAGGGCAGUGUGUGUAAAACAUGAUGUAUGGUAAAAUCCCGAUAUAGGUGUACAAUGCAGUGAAUUUCAUUCUUACAACUGCUGUCAUUCUCAGAGCGCAUGCGUGGACGCAUCACUUCCGGUCACGGGAUAACAUUGUUUCGCUAGCUAGCUAUACAGUCUAAAGAUGUCGGCGUGGUCUGAGGGGAUGGCGGAUGCAAGUAACGUUUUCGACGAAUUACAUCCUCCUCAAAAAAGGACCCAGUCAGCCGUUUGGACAUACUUUGGAUUUAAAAAAGAAGACGGAGCUAUUGUCAACAUUGACGCGCCGAUUUGUAGAACGUGUGGUAAAGCCAUACCGUCCAAAGCAAGCAGCACAUCUAACCUUAUACACCAUCUGAAAAAGCACCACCCGUCACGUUACACCGAAAUGCAAAACAAGAAGCAUCCUGAACUUCUGGUGAAGCCUGAACCCAGUGAUGACCCGGUCACCCCUGACCAGACUGUUAUAGAUACUGCACCUGCUGAGCCCGAGGCUAGCUCUAAAUGGGUUGUGGUUCCAAUACCAACGGAUAGUCGUCAAGUUACUCUAACAGACAGCAUUGUGACAUAUAUUGUAAAUGGACUCCUUCCCCUGUCUACAGUAGAAAAUAAGGAUUUCAUCGCAAUUUUGCGAUUGGCUGAACCCUUCUUCACAAUGCCCUCUCGGAGAGACCUCACCCAGAACCUUAUUCCUCACCGCACUACUGCUGUUAAAAAUCAUUUAAUUAAUCAGAUGCAGAGCGCUUCUGAUAUUUGCCUGACUGUGGAUCUAUGGUCAAACCGAUCCAUGAGGUCGUUUUUUGCCAUGACUGGUCAUUUCAUUUCAGAUUUUGAAUUACAGAAUGUAAUGUUGAGUUGCCGGCGAUUCAAGGGGAGGCAUUCAGCAGAUAACAUUUGUGGAGUAUACGAGGAUAUUUUAUCAACUUACGGCAUUAAAAACAAAGUAUCAUUCAUCGUGACUGAUAAUGCAUCUAACAUUUUAAAGGCAUUCACCCUCUUCCAACCCAUGGCUGCUGUUGAUGAUGAUGAGGAGGUGGAACAGGAUGCCGUAUCUGAUCUUCAUGUGGUGAACAUUGAUGAGGAGAUGAUGUACUUCCCUCCUGAAAGAAGUCCAUGCUUUAUCCACACUUUACAACUUGUGGUUCGUGAUGCCCUGGAUCAAGUUGGUUCUGUAAAAAACUUGCUAGAUAAAAUCCAAAGACUUGUCUCUUUCUGCCAUAAGUCUCCAGUGGCUACUGAGAUUUUAGGAGAUUACAAACUUUGUCAUUCAAAUGUCGCCCGCUGGAAUAGCCAGUUGAAGAUGCUGAAGUCAGUCCUUAACAUUCCCAGUGGUGUCCUUGCUCAGCUGGAGUGCCCUGUUCAGCUGUCACCCACUGAAUUUAAGAUUAUGCAGGAACUAUGUAUGGUCCUGGAGCCCUUUGAGGAGGUGACAGACAGGUGUCAGGCAGAGAAAGCUGUAACUUCCAGCUUGGUGAUUCCGUGUGUUCGAGCCUUAAGGCAUGCAGUCAAAAACAUGAAGAUGACUGGCAGCAACAACCUGGUGUCCAUUCUCCAGAACUCUGUUGAGAAACAUCUUUCAAAAUUUGAAGACAUGCAAUGCUUUCAGGUGGCUUCCACUCUUGACCCAAGAUUCAAACUGGAUUGGUGUAUUGGUGAAGAGGUUACCACCAUGAAGGAUCUUCUCAUGGGAAAAGUUGAGUGUCUUUCACCAAAACUCAGUGCUGAGUAUAAUGACUGCAGUGAACAACCAAAGAAACGUCCUAAACUCUUUUCCUAUAUGGAGAGUCAGACUAGUCCAUCUGCUGUCGCCAGAACUUCACAAGAUGUCAUUGUAUACCUGAGUCAACCAUGUUUAGCAGAGGAUGUUGACCCUUUGGCCUACUGGAAAGGAAACCAAACCAGCUUUCCUGAGCUAGCUCGACUUGCCUGCAGAUACCUUGCUAUACCAGCUUCCUCUGCACCUGUUGAGAGAAUCUUCAGUUUAGCUGGAAAUAUUUUCAGGCCGGGACAAUGCCAUGUAAAUGAUAAAACGUUUGAAGAUCUUUUGAUUGUUAAGUGUAAUAACAUUGAACAAUGAGUUGCAUUGCAAUAAAGCAUAAUUGCAUUUGCUGUGA
Messenger RNA from Paramormyrops kingsleyae, 2725 nucleotides. Its product is annotated as E3 SUMO-protein ligase ZBED1-like. Gene Ontology annotation, molecular function: DNA binding; protein dimerization activity. NCBI's taxonomy places the organism in Eukaryota, Metazoa, Chordata, Actinopteri, Osteoglossiformes, Mormyridae. The record is from RefSeq and is a predicted model, not a curated record.